AGAGAGAGAGAACUUGUACACGUGGCGCUAGAGCAGAUCUACCCAGUGUACCCAAAAUCAGGAAGAAGACUGCUCGCAUCUACCAAAACCCAAAGUGACAAAUUAGCAAACAAAAACAGACUCUCCCCGUCCUCUGUGUCUGUGCUGCAAAGAGGAGGAAGAAGAAGAAGAAGAGCAAUGGAGGACCAACAGAAACGCUGUCGUUUCCCACAAUUCGUGCUCCAACCCCCACUCUGAGAGAGAGUUGGGCUUUCAGCUUUUGCUUCGUCAAGAUCCACGAGGAAGAAGAAUUGGAGUGAAAACAGAGCCAAAUGUUGCCGCGCAGGUUAUCCGUCAUUUUUGGAGGCCUAGGUUACAACACGAACACUGUGACCAACGAGCUCUUGCCCACUCUCAAGGUCCAAACGGAUAAGGAAGUCUACAGGCCCGGCGAUCCCAUUAUCAUCACCAUAGAGAUUUCGAACCCUAGCAGCAAUGACGGUACGGCUUAUUCGCUCUUGAUCGAACGUCUGGGAUUUGAGAUUAAAGGGAUUGAGAAGCUCGAUUCCCAGUGGUUCGCCACGCAGAAACCCACGUCUGGAUCUAAACAGAGAAGAGGUGAAUAUGUGUUCAUGGAAUGCUCCACUCAAGCGCUGGUGACGAAUCAGAUUGUUUCCCCCGGGGCCAGGAAAUCAUACGUGGUGCGGUCAUUCCUGGCUAGCAUUAUACCACCAUCAUAUAAAGGUGCUACCAUUCGCUAUAUGUACUAUGUUAGAAGUACAAUGUCUGGCCAAUGGCUGAUACUGGAAAAUGCUCAUUCUCGUGGAGAAUCAGUCAAAGAUUUUCCUGAAAUGGAGGCUCGUGUUCCAGUACAAGUAUGGGUCACUCAGAAAACCAGUGGCUUGGUGAUGGAAGAAGGUCAAAGUGAUGGGAUUGUUCCUUCUGCAACCAUCCAAAUGGAUAUGUAUUGGAAAGAGAUGGAUGCAGACUCCGAUUGGGUGAGAGCAAAUGAUACAUAUGAUGGGGGGGUUGAGGAAGGCUAUGAAAGCUCAAGGGAUGAGAUCUCAUCUGUUUCUUCAUACAAUCCCAUGAAAGAACAUAUAAACAGAACCUUUGGAAGUUCGCUAUCCUUGCAAUCAGCAAGGUCUUCGAAUAAGGAUAGCCCAUAUCUUGAAGGAGAGCGCACAAGUUUAUCUUCAAAUCUAGCACUCCCACAGCUCUCUGUGGCCGAAGUCUUAUACGAUACUGGCGCUGAUCUUUCAUUGCCCCUGAAUUCAUCUGCUAUUGGCUCUCCAAGUCAGCAACCGAAACUUACAAAGCGGCUUUCUUUGGAUGAUGAAGCAAGGGCAUCUUCUUCACCAGAAUCUGGAGCUGUUGAAACAUUAGCAUCAGAAGGCUUUAGUCGAGGGAGGUCAUACAAUAUCCGGCUGGAUGACCAAGUUCUGCUUAGAUUUUCCCCAAAAAAUUCUGAUUCUAAUUAUUACUUCAGUGAUAUGAUUGGUGGGACUCUUACUUUCUUUCAUGAAGAAGGAGCUAGAAGGUGCCUCGAGGUUUCUAUAACGUUGGAGACUUCGGAAACUAUUAGUCGGCGAUUUGUCCAUCCUUCUCGGAAGAAUUCCCCCACAAUUACGAAGAUUCAGAGUGAUCAUUAUGAGGUCGUUUCAGAUUUGGUGCAGACAAGUUUUCUUUUUUCCAUUCCUAUGGAUGGGCCUAUGUCUUUUACCACUCCUCAUGUAUCUGUACGAUGGGUCCUUCGAUUUGAAUUUUUUACCACUCCGAAGAAUGUGGAUUGGACCAGGUACGAGCAUCCUCUUCUGAUAGAGCGAAGAGAAAAAAGUGAGUGGGUUCUCCCAAUCACAGUGCACGCACCUCCGGCUGUGGGACCCACUGGUCAUCCCCGAAAUGAGAAGGCUCUCUUUGGAACCCUUGGGGGUGUAUAAUUGAAGGUUUUUGCGUCACACAGGUUGACAUAUUGAGCCGUUUGAAAUUCAAGCUACGUCCAAAUUGUGGAUCAAAACCUAUUAGUCCAAUUGGGGCCCUGGUGGCUCAGCUGACAUCUUGUUCCUCUGGAAAAAUGUCCGGUGAAUGCUGAUUUGAAAAGUUGAAGCACGCAACAAAGAUUAUGAAAGAGGGGAGUCUUAGAUAUGCUACACUCUGAAUAUAUCAUAGGCUUGUACACCAUAAUGUGUAGCAUUGGCGAUUUACAUUUUGAUUAAUUUUAUUGUUUACAUUCUAAAGUUUCAUUGAGUUGAAACGGGUUGUACAUUCUUAAAGAGUACGCAUUAAUUCAUUGAAAUUAAAGAACAAAGAAAAAUUUAAACAUU
Molecule: messenger RNA, 2303 nt
Organism: Prunus avium (sweet cherry)
Lineage: Eukaryota; Viridiplantae; Streptophyta; Magnoliopsida; Rosales; Rosaceae
Product: immunoglobulin
Source: RefSeq, a predicted model, not a curated record